Messenger RNA from Spathaspora passalidarum NRRL Y-27907, 2007 nucleotides. RefSeq names its product Bud6p (gene BUD6). The transcript has a single exon. Bases 1 to 2007 code for a protein of 668 amino acids. Lineage: Eukaryota; Fungi; Ascomycota; Pichiomycetes; Serinales; Debaryomycetaceae. Gene Ontology annotation, cellular component: cytoplasm; cell tip. Gene Ontology annotation, biological process: establishment of cell polarity. Gene Ontology annotation, molecular function: cytoskeletal regulatory protein binding. The record is from RefSeq and is a predicted model, not a curated record.
AUGACGGGAAGCCGACGCUUGAACAGUAUCGAAACAAGUGUAACUCGACUUCUUGUAUCAACUAAGCAUUUGUUGGAGAGCUUAACGCAAUGGGCUCGCCAGGAAGCAGAUGACAAGUUUGUCUCGGACGCAUAUGUUAAACUUGGAAACGAUUUCCGAGCUGCUACUCGAGCAUUCACCAGCAAUGGGAUUGAUAUUUCAGAUAUUGGUAACGUACCUCAAGCUUUAAGAAUCAUCUUAGAAGCUGCUUUAAGUGAAGCGCCUUCUCAAGAAAAUUUGGACAGGUUCUUACCAAACAUUCGGAAUAUCAUUGUUACUUUGUUGCAGAAUUUAAAAGCUAAACAAGCCAAAGCAAAGAGUUUAUCCCAAGACAGAUCAUCCAAGAGCCUGAUAGAAAGCGCAGCAUCACCAGCAACAACAGUUUCCCCACCAUCCGAGAAUUUAUUAAAGCCAAGUUCAGUAGAACAUGAUUUUCCUGAAAGAGUAGCAUCCCAUUCUUCCCAACCACCAGUCAAAAAUGAUGCCUUGUCACAGCUACAAAAAGGGGAUGCUCUUCAACGUCGAGCUUCUAAACGAUUUAGUGCCUACCAAUAUGCCAAACUUGCAAACAUUUCUACUCCUAGUACAUUGCCGAGUAUCACCGCAGCCCGCAGCUCACUCGCGAAUGAAUCUUCACACGAAGACAUCCCGGAAAGGAAACCCAUCAAUGCAACCAAUGAUGGCAACAAAUCUUAUGUUUUUUUGAAAAUCAACAAGAAAACAAAGAAAGUGGACAUAAAAUUCCCAGUAACAUUUGCUUCCCUUCGACUUUUAUUUGUGGAAAAAUUUGCAUAUUCACCUGGAUCAGCAAGCUUUCCUGAAAUUUAUAUCCAAGACCCCGGCAGUGGAGUAUUAUACGAGCUUGAAGAGAAUUUAUUGUCAGAUGUCAAAUCAGGGACUCUCUUGUGCUUGAACGAGCCAGAUUCCCAAGCAAAAGCAAUAAAUGACUUAGAGCUGAAGAUACAAGACUUGUCCAAGAAAAUAGAAGCUAUGAAUGCCAAUGUUAUUCUGCAAGUAAAAGAAUCCAUUUCCUCGAUAGAUAUUCCAGCACCAGUCCUACCUACUAGUCAUAAAGAAGUGAAUACAGCCACAGGAACUUCCUCGUAUGACUUGAAGAAGAUCCGCAAGAUUGAACAGGAUUUGAAAGCCCUCAGACAAUUACACAGAUCAUCGGUCGAUAAUUUCAAGCUGAUUAUCCUGCUGUUGACAGAAAAACUUGAUCAGUUCCAGGAAUAUGGCCUUGAAAUAUCAAAGGACUCCAAUAGAUCCUUCAUGGAAACGUGCCAUACUAAAUUAUCCGAGGAAUCUGACGUAUUGAUCACCAAGGUUGAUGAUUUACAAGAUUUGGUAGAGGAAUUAAGAAAGGAUGUAGCUCAAAGAGGGGUUAGAAUCAGCGAGAAGCAAAUCAAGAAUACAGUUAAAGAGAUAGAGAACGCCAAACUGGCUCUUCGUUCUAUGACCGAUUUCAUUUCAAAAGAAAGAAAUGUCUGGAAAAAGAUUUGGGAAACUGAACUUGAUAAAGUAUGCGAGGAACAACACUUCUUUAAAGUACAAGAUGAAUUAACCAUUGAUUUGGAAGAAGACAUCAAAAAGAUGGAAGAGACAUUUACCUUGAUUGAACAAUGUUCCAUAGAACAGAGCAAAGGAAGUACAAGGAAACGAAAUAAGGUUGUUGCAAACCUUUACAUACCGGAGCCAGGUGAAAGUUUACAUGAUAUAAAGGAUGCAGUUUUGAAUGAAGUGGUUGCCCUUGUACCUGAUCAUCAAAGCAGAGUAGAGGCAAUCGAAAGAGCAGAGAAAUUGAGGGAAAAAGAACGUGAAAUGAUGAAACUCAACCAGUUUCAAGAGGAAUUGGGAGAUUUUGUUGAAGAUAAGAAACUCAAAAAGUCAGGAGGAAUAGCUGAAGUAGAGAAAAUGAGAUCACAAAAAGACAGUGAGAAUUUAAAAAGUUCGUUCGGCAUUGUGUAG